Messenger RNA from Fonticula alba, 2013 nucleotides. RefSeq lists its product as hypothetical. Bases 29 to 1972 code for a protein of 647 amino acids. NCBI's taxonomy places the organism in Eukaryota, Rotosphaerida, Fonticulaceae. The record is from RefSeq and is a predicted model, not a curated record. The transcript has 6 exons. Gene Ontology annotation, biological process: GPI anchor biosynthetic process.
CCCCCUCACCCGAGAAAGGCCGCGAGAGAUGUCCGGUCCCGCACGCGGCCCCGGCGCCGGGCCGCUGGCCCCGCUGCUGGCCGUGCUGGCCGUGCUGGCCGUGCUGGCCGCCCUCGCCACGGCGGCCGCCGGGCCGCCGGGCAGCACCUCCAUCGGCCCGGUGUUUGUGGCCGUCUUCCACCCGGAUGCAUCGAUCCUCCCGCCCCGGGGCCCGGCCGCCGGGCGCAUGCCCCUCAAGCUGGACCUGGCACCCGGCCAGGAGUUGCCGGUCGAAAAGCAGGCCAUCCGCUUCGAGGCCCGCUGGAACCCGCCGGCCUUCAAUUCCUCGUCCCUGCUCGACGCGGCCGGCGUGUCGGCCCUGCGGGUGUGGACGCAGCAUUUCUCCCCGGGCGUGGACCCGGCGCUGAGCGCCUCGUCCCACCACCCGACCGGCGUGUAUGCCGAGCUGGAGCUGGCCCCGGGCGCGGCCCCGCGCGACCUGCUCCAGGACCAGACCGCCGGCCACGCGGCUCGGGUCAUCUCGCAGGCGCUCUUCACGCCGCGCGACUCGCCCUCCAUCGGCCGGCUCUGGUGCUCGCCCGGCGGCCUGCUGGUCGACAGCCCGGCCAAUGCCACCGUGGCCCAGACGAUGCCCUUCGGCCCGGAGGGCGCCCAGCGCCCGGCCAUCCCGGCCAUGUGCCUCCCCUGCGAGGUGGCCCUGGAGCAGGUGGCCUCGCGCGCGCGCUUCUGGCAGCGCGCCGACCCGGCCUCCACCACCAUGCGCAUUCACAUUCCCUUCUGCGUGUCGAACACCGAGCACGCGGUCCGCCGGCUCAUUUCGCCCUUCUACGGCGUCGAGGGCGGCUCCCUGCUGGGGGUCCACCACCCGGAGAAGGUGUCCAUCACGGCGCGCGUGGCCCGGGGGCUCGACGCCGAGUCGGUCACCUCGCAGCUGGAGAUCUCCGUCUCCGGGACCAUUGCCCCGGAGCAGUCGGUUGCCCUGGCCGGCACCCAGUUGUUCAUCGGCCAGCAUGACCCGGCCGAUGCGCACCGCAUCCACAUGCACCAGGUCACCAAGUCUGACACCCGGUGGUCGAUGGCCGGCGAGCCGGCCUUCCAGCUGGACCUCCCCUCGCGCUAUGCCAGCACACUCGGCAUGGCCACCGGGCUGACCGCCUGCACCGGCAUGGCCCUCACCGGGGCCGGGUCCCAUCGGAAGAUCGAGUACUCGAUGGAGAUCUUCCCCAAUGAGCACGCAUCCUCCUUGACACUUCGCUGCCCGCGGGGCGCGGCUCUCAUCAUCCAGCAGCACCUGUCCCAGGACCUGAUCGUGGACCCGCACGAGGUGACGCACCUGAUGAACCACCCGCCGGAGGACGGCCAGGCGCGGCUCCUGUCGGCCCGGGUCUUUGGCGGCCUGCGGGAGCUCGAGGCGCCGGCCAUCCACAGUGCCCCGGGCAUGGUGCAGCUGGCGGUGCCCCUGCUGGCCGGGCGGCCAUUCCGGGCGAGCGCCGCCCCGGGCGAGGACCCGCACCCGGCGGCGGUCGGCUACCCGCUGACGCUGCGCUUCAGCCUCCCGGUGCAUGGGCGCUAUCCGCCGCUGGUGCCCGGGGUGGCUGGUGACGGCGGGGCCGAUCUGGUCCUGGCCCCGGUGUGGGGCCCCACCUCGGCCAGCCUCAUCUGCCAGGGCCUGGGCGCCGAGGGGGACACCCCGAGCGGGGAUCUGGUCCUGCCGGUGUCGGUGCAGCGCUGCUCCGGCAGCAUGGCCCCCCGGCCGGGGGCCGUCACCAUGACCCCUCCGCUGGAGGCGUCCACCUCGCAGCCGCUGGCAUUGCCGGCCGCGCGAGCCGUGCGGGCCAGCUUUUGGGCCCUGCCGGCCGGCCGGGCCGGGGACGCCGACCGCAUCCGCCGGUGGACCGAGCUCACCGGCCUGGCUGGGGCUCUGGCCAUCGUGCUGGCCGUGGCCGGGCGCCGGUUCUUCCGCCGGGGCUGAUGUGCCCGUGCGCCGGGGCAAAAUAGACAGCCAGCCAGCCA